Molecule: messenger RNA, 4034 nt
Organism: Zea mays
Lineage: Eukaryota; Viridiplantae; Streptophyta; Magnoliopsida; Poales; Poaceae
Exons: 4
Coding region: 64-3768 (1234 amino acids)
Source: RefSeq, a predicted model, not a curated record
UAAAUCCGGCGUGAGCGUCGUCUUGCUCUUGCUCCCAGUUGCCUUGCCUUGCCUGUCCCCAUCAUGGCCUCAAACCUCAUCUCCGCCUCCAGCCUCGAGACAGAGACAGCCAUGGCGGAUCCUGGCGAAGGACCUACUGCUCCACCCCCGCCACGGCUGCAGGAAAUAGCUCACGAUGUGCCCGACCAUACUGUCACGCAAUUUUCAGCCUCACAAGACACUGAAACCGCCGCCGGCGAUGCUGCCACCCACGACUCCGCUCAGCCUAAAGCGGAGUCGGCCCAUUGUGCGGUUGGCGAGCCGGAGCAAACCACGACAGAGGCAGACGGUCAGCCACAUGUCGCAACCAUGCCACAGGAAGUUGCCGCAUUGCCGUCGCCAGCUGAGACACCGGUGCAAGAGAGUGCGGCGCAGCCCACACUGCCGCCGCAGAAGCAAGAAAGCCCUGUUCCAGAACUAGCCUCCUCAGUCCACGAGGAGGAGAAGGACGCGUCAAAGGCAAGGGGGGACGAAGGAGAAGAGAAGCCCACCGCGGCGCGGAGGCCGCAACUGAAAGAGACUGUAAAUUUGGGCGCUGUUGAGCAAACCACGACACAGGAAGUUGCCGCAUUGCCUUCGCCAGCUGAGACACCGGCGCAAGAGAGUGCGGCGAAGGCCACACCGCCGCCGGAGAAGCAAGAAGGCGGUGCUCCGGAACUAGCCUCCUCGGUCCACGAGGAGGAGAAGGACGCGUCAAAGGCAAGUGGGGACGAAGGACUAGAGAAGCCUGCGAGUCGUCGGUGGCGAUGGCUCCGCGCCGUCGUGGGCUUGUUAUUUCUCCGCCCCAAAAGCGGAGAGACGAAGAUGCCGACACCGCCGAGCGACAAGCAGCCGGUGUCAGGGCUGGAGGACACGAAGCCUACGACAGGGGAGAUGCCGCCGCCCCACAAGGACAGCGGUAGCCCUGUACUUGUUCCAUCCAAGCCUGAAGUGGGGAAGACCGAAGGCGAGAUGAAGACGGCGGCGGUGGACGUCAAGAAGCCGGUGUCAGGGCAGGAAGAACAGAAGCCAGCGGCGAAGAAGAAGCCGAGCCGGAAAUACAGCUCUGGCGCUCCAAGGAGGGAGAUGGAAGACGGCGAAAGGAGCAAGGGCGGCCGUGUUGAAAUUGAAACCCAAGUGGGGAAGGCGACACCACAGCUGGAAGGGGAGCGACCUAUGCGAAAGAAGCUCCAGAAGGCGAUCAGGUUGGUUCAGCUCCUCAUGUCCUUGUACAACAAGCACCGCUCCCAAUCCCAGGAGAAGAAGCCAGACACGGCUUCCGAUCCAGGUGGUGAGGAAGACAGCGAGGCCAGGCUAGAGUCGGCGCCGGAAGACAAGAAGCCGGCGUCAGCAGAGCAGGAAGAGCAGAAGCCAGCGGCGAAGAAGAAACCGAGCCGGAAGUACAGCGAUGGCGCUGCACGGAAGUUGAAGGACGACGGCGAAAUGGGCAAGGGCCGCCGUGAUGAAAUCCAAGUGGGGAAGGCUAUACCACAGCUGGAAGGGGAGCGCCCUAUGCGGAAGAAGCUCCAGAAGGCGAUCAAGCUGGUUCAGCUCCUCAUGUCCUUGUACAACAAGCACCGCUCCCAAUCCCAGGAUAGGAAGCCAGGAACGGCUUCUGGUCCGGGUGGGGAGGAAGACAGCGAGGCCAAGCGAGCGUCGGCGCCGGAGGAAAAGAAGCCGCAGCAUCGGAAUUGGCCACGAGAGGAAGUGCGCCUGGAGCACAUCCUCGAGGAAACUUUCACAAGGCUUCUUUUGACAGAGUACAACAAGCAGCUGAGCGGCGUGAGUCAGAAGUGCCUCCUCACCUUCUCCAUCUUCGAGCUCGCCUCCGAGGUCAAGAAGCAGAUCAUGAUCUAUUGGUGGGUCGCGGAGUUCAACCUCCGGCACCGGAGUGAUCCAGCGCGGGCUCUUUCUGGCGGUGGCGAAACAAGUGAUUCGCCGGCGCUGCAGGGUAAAGGCGCAGACGCUGCUGACAGCAGAGAUGACGCCGAAAGCAUCUUCAUCAUGCUUUCUGAUCAUGGCUUCCUAGUGCCGAUGAAGAACUGGUGCAGCAAGGUGAUCCAUGGCUGCCAGGUGAACCCCCUGGUGCACUGGAUGCUGAAGCGCAUGGCGAGAGGUUGUCGCUUCGCCGAGCUGGACGACAAGGGCAGCCCGGAGGACCUGCAACCCAAUUCCAACAUCCUUUGCCUGACAGCAGGCAAUCGCCACGUGCUGCAACAGAUGCACAUGGCGGAUGAGUCACAGACACAGGCCAAGGCCAGGAAGAAAGAUGAGUCACAGACACAAACCAAGAAGAAAGAUCACUCACAGGCCUGGGGAAAAAGCAAGGUAACAAAUGAACCUUCCAUGCAGGGCAAGGGCAACGAUGUCCAGGACCAGCAGCAACCGGAGGCACAUGUCGGGAGCACAUCCACGGCAGCAGCAGAUAAGACACCUUCCCAGAAGGACGAAGACCCAACCCAAGUUACGGAACAGCUAACAAAUAAGGGGCCUCAAGAUGUGAAGCCCAGCUCUGAGCCCGAACAUGGUGACGAGAUUCCGCCUCCAUCAUUUGAAGGGAAGCGAGUGAUCCUAAACCUCAAUGCACAUGUGUACCCCAUCUGCAAGUCUGCAUUCUCCAACCUUGCCGAAUGCUUGGUUGUGCUGCAGCUCGGCCGGUGGAACAAUCUUGACGACAAGACAUACAUGGAGGUGGAUGGACUGGAGUCACGGGAUGCCAUCGGCUCGCUCAAGAACCUUCGGUACCUGAGCCUCCGUGGUCUAUCACGGCUAACAGAGCUCCCAAAAGGGAUCGAGAGCCUUAAGAAACUUGAAAUCCUGGACAUGCGAGGCUGCCAAAACCUAGCCAGAGUGUCGGCAGGUGUCAUCAAACAGUUGAAGCAGCUUACCCAUCUGGACCUCACCGAGUGCUACAUGUUAGAGCACAUUGGCCGAGGAAUCACGUCCCUCACAGAGCUGCAGGUGUUCAAGGGCUUCGUGUUCGCAACCGGGACUCGGGGGAAGGAGGCGUGCCGAAUACAAGACCUCAGAAGGCUGAAGAAGCUCCAGAAGCUCACCAUUUGCAUCACCACGGAUGCUAAUGUAGGCAAGCGUGAGAUGGCGGAUCUUAAGUACCUCGCUAGCCUUCGGAAACUCACGAUUACAUGGAGUGAGAUACCAAGCAUACUGGAGGGUGGCACGAAGAAAGCGAGAGAGAAGCGACGUGGACUUGUUAAGACGUGGACCAGCUUUCAGUUGCCACCAGACCUCAUGAAAUUGGACAUCCGGUGCUACCCCAAGGAAGAGCUAGAACUCGAAUGCAACGAGAAGCUCGAGAGGCUCUACUUGAGAGGUGGAGACAUGAGAAGGUGUUCCACGAAGGAACCAUCCUCCAUCAAGACACUGCGUUUGAGGUAUCUCAGGCACUUUGAGAUGGGGUGGAGUGAUAUCCGUUCAAAAUUCGAGAAACUUGAAUAUGUGGAAAUCGUAGUUAAUGAUAAGAAUCCGAUGGAGAUACCAGAUUUUACAUUGGAUUGGGAUGGGGUAUGGACCAAGGAUGAGAAGGAAGAGCAUAAUAACCACCAGAGGUUGCAGGCGGCGCCUAAUAAAAAAGACGUUGGGAUGGAUAAGGAUGUUCAGGACGAUGGCAGCGGGAAUCACAAAGAACCAACUAAAGCUGCUAGCACCAUCACAAAGGUUAAUAAGGACAAAGCUGCUACCAAAGAACGGGCAGGCAAACAAGAACGAGUAGCAAGUCGGAAGGGACCGUGAUAGUUAGAAGAUAGAUCCAAUUUCUACAGACGGCACAUUUGAAUCUCUUCAUUUUAGACAAAUUGUAAUUCAUAUUAUAAAUUAACCUAUUUAGCUUUAAAUUUUACAUUCCACCACUUUUCAAAGUUCAGAUAUAAGUCUAUCUUAAAUUCAUGGAGUGGAGUAUGUGAAAUAAUUUUGUGUAUUAAUAGCAUUUGUUUCUACUCUGUAACUUACAGAACAUUCUUCGACUCAUUCCUCUACAGUAAAAAUGUAGCACAUAAAUA